Molecule: messenger RNA, 1957 nt
Organism: Formica exsecta
Lineage: Eukaryota; Metazoa; Arthropoda; Insecta; Hymenoptera; Formicidae
Product: glycosaminoglycan xylosylkinase
Exons: 6
Coding region: 452-1858 (468 amino acids)
Biological process (GO): protein phosphorylation
Cellular component (GO): Golgi apparatus
Molecular function (GO): phosphotransferase activity, alcohol group as acceptor
Source: RefSeq, a predicted model, not a curated record
UAAUUUUUAAUGCGCGAGUUUCAUUUUAGCAGUGUGGUAUGAAUUGGUAUGAAUAAAAUAAGACGACGGAUCUUGUCAAGAUAGGUCGCUGUGGCCAACGGCCAAGUGCGGCGCGGCUUGAUGAAGUGGCGAGCAAAAAUGGCGACGAUGUUCGGACGCGGAUGAAGACUGAAGUUGAAGAAUGCGACAAAUCAACGAACCAUGAGGCACUUGUCAUUAGGUGACAGCGUGGCAAGGUGAAGAAGCGAUCGAAAAGUUAAAGUUAUCGCUGGCGUUCGUUACCACGAAUGGACUCUCUGAACGCACCAGUAUCGAUUCUCGCGUACGUGCGCGAAUAAAAUUCAGAAUUUUUGUCGCCCAAGUUUUAGUGUUUAUGUUGUGUUGGACUGUGUUAUAUCCACAAUUAUGAUUUUGAUGGAGCGAGAAGACGUUCACUUAAUUAUAAUUAACGAUGAUUGGCCGACGUUGCGCUUUUUUCGCCUUGAGCGUCCUCCUGACAUUAGUCCUCGGCGUAAACGUCUACUUUAUCCGGAUGAUUGUCGAGAGUUCCUCGCAAAGGAAGACCGCCUAUUCCAGAAAUAUACCGGAACCAAAAUCUAAGCAAGACUCUUUCACAUCUUCACGCUCCAAUGAGAAGGAUCUGCAAGAUCGACCACAGUUGAGAUUGAUUGCAAAAGAUAUUAGUGAGAAGAUCAAGGAAGAAAUUCGCACGCUACCCUCCAAGUAUUUUAAACAAAACACCAGUUAUACGCUCGUUCUGGAACGGCUACUGGCCGAGCUGAGAAUAAUGUCGAACGUUCGCGAGGAUAUCUGGAAUAUUCCUAAUAACAAUUGGCCGGAUGCACAUCACCUGAUUCCACCAGCAGCUCCGGAACUAGGGACUAUCCUAGAGGUCUUGCGAAAGUCUAAAGUAGUUCGUGCCGAUAACGCUCCGUUGGGUACUCAGCUGAAACUCAUGCUUAAUCUGGAAAAUGAUGUAAAAGCAUUAUUUAAACCGCAAUGGUAUUCUAGAGAUGCUAUUAUACAUGGACCAGUAUACCACGGCAAAGAUAGACACAAUGCUGAAGUAGUGGCUUUUUAUUUAUCAUCCUUGCUAGCAUUGCGAAGAGUACCUCUCACCGUUAUACGAAAACUUAAUCUGAUGGAGGAAGUUCGCAACUGUGCGACGCCAUCAUUAUAUACAACCAUGCAUCAAGAGGGUAAUAACACGUGCCUAUAUGGUGUUUGCCAUUAUUGUUCUCCGGCUGAUCCCGUUUGCGGAUCGGGGGAUAUACUUGAAGGUGUCCUCAUUUUUUGGCUUCCGCGAUAUUUAAGACUGGUCAAACACCGUCAUCCUUGGCAACGAACGUACAAAAAAAAUAAACUCGCUGCAUGGGAAGUUGACGAAGCUUACUGUGAUAAGGUGAUGGAUUCUAAGACUUAUUCGCCGCAAUCGUCUAGCAGACUUUUGGACUUGAUCGAUACGGCAAUCUUCGACUUUCUCAUGGACAAUGGCGAUCGUCAUCAUUAUGAACUUGCGCAAAAUAAUUUUCAUAAUCCCGCGGUGCUGCUAAUCGACAACGGAAAGAGUCUAGGCAAUCCCGAUAUAGACCAUCUCGAUAUCCUGGCACCUCUCUAUCAAUGCUGCAUAAUUCAUAAAACUACAUGGGACAGAUUGCGAUUAUUCAGUGGUGGAUCCUUAAGCAUUGCAUUGGGUAGACUUACUGCACAUGAAGCUGAAAUAUCGGAUGUCCUUCCUCUGAUCACAGAAGCGCAUUUAAAUGCCAUGGACAGAAGAUUACUUAUCGUAUAUACCGUGGUGGAAAGUUGUCUGAAGAAAAAGAAAUAUGUUUCCAAUGUGAUCCUGGAUCAUCGGUAGCCCGAAGAGUUUAUUUAUUUUUUUUAUUUUUUUAAAACAAUGCAAAGAUUUUUGACAUAAAUGAAAAUGUUUUUUGUGAAAAAUCAAUAGUGAGAAGGG